This is a messenger RNA of Theileria parva strain Muguga, 1009 nucleotides long. Its product is annotated as p21-C-terminal region-binding family protein. The record is from RefSeq and is a predicted model, not a curated record. Lineage: Eukaryota; Apicomplexa; Aconoidasida; Piroplasmida; Theileriidae. The coding region runs from base 96 to 956 and encodes 286 amino acids. Gene Ontology annotation, cellular component: nucleus. The transcript is spliced from 2 exons.
UUUUAAUCUAUAUAUUAACACAUAAAUAAAAUUUGGUUUAAUUUUUUACUUUUAAAACUCUUUUUUAUUAUUAUAGUUUUGUAUGUACUAUAGAUAUGUCAGACUCUGAUUCUGAUGUUGAUACCAAGGUUAAGAGAAGGAAAACAGAAUCAUCUGGCGAUGAAGAUUCUUCAUACGGAGAUGUUGAAGCUGACUUUCUUUUCAAUGACCCUUCUCCAGAGGAUUUGGAUGGAAUUUUUACAUUAAUGCAGGGAACAAUUAAAUCACUUGAUUGGAACUUACCAAAGUCCUUAAAUAAGGAUUUAUACCUCUAUUUAUCUGAGCUGGUAUCCAAUCAACCUAACAUUGGAACCUUAAUCAAAGUAGAAGAUGAAGAAGAUUCUUAUGUAAUGGCAGUUUUAUCAUUAUUGAACUUAAAACAAUAUGAAGGAUUAGAUAGUUUCGUAGAAGCAGUUUUGAAGAAAGCGGAAUCUCACUGUGACAAAAAUGGGCUUAAAAGUCUCAAAGAUGUUCUAUCAGAUAAAAACAACCAAGUUGGUUUAUUAAUAAAUGAAAGAAUGGGCAACGUUCCAUCACAAUUACUGGGAAAACUUCACGAAUGCGUUAAGGAAGACAUUAAGUGGUCCAAAGAAAACGCAGAGGAUGAAGAUGAAAAGAAAUUCUAUAAUUUUACACACAUCCUGGGAUUAAGUAGAUUAUAUACACAAAAUCACAAUGAUAAGUCAAAAGAAGAUAAUUUAGUUUACCAAAAGCCUGAAGAAAAAUACUAUUUUGACAAUUCGUUCGUUAAAUUCAUGUGGCCCACAGGAGAAUCCAAUACAGUAAAAUUUUAUGAAGACGACAAGAACAAAAAGCCUACUUCUAAGGUGCUACAAGAAUACAUGUUUGUUUAUUGCUUAAAAUUUGAUCGAUACAACUUCGUGGUUAAGGAAAUCGCAAAAAACUUUAAAGAAUGAAGUUCUCAAAACACAAAUCAUAAAUUUAAUAAAUUAAUAUCUUUUUAUCCUCA